CUCCACCCCAGCUACGUCCACCACCCCAUUGAUUGCCCUCGACUCUGGUCUUUCCUACGAUUAUACUCAUCUGAUUGAUCUACACCCCCCGAUUCAAUGAGCCCCAUCAGCAGCCUCUGGUUCAAGUGGAAAAGCCUCCGCCUCCCGUGGCGAAAAUCCUUCCUCGUCGGCCAAGACCUGCGAGGCAACACAUUCUGGGAAUUCAAAGAUGCGCUGAACGCCGGACGAUUCCGGCGCAUCGUGAAAUUUGACCCGAAGACGCAUUUCGCCGAUGUCCAAGUGACACCGCAAUGGCACCAAUGGCUCCGUCACGUCCGUCGCGAGCCGCCCUCCAUCCAAGAACAGCAGCAGGAUGUCCUCCGCCAAAUGCAGAUCAAGCAGUUGGCGCGUCUGGCCGAUGAGCGCUGGGCUAGCAAGCCCUCUUAUCUGGAUAAGCCUGCGACGAAUGCUACGCCUGCGCCUGCGACUGCCAACCCUGCCGACGCAGUAACAGCACCGGCAGCGACACCAGCAGCACCAGCAUCGACGCCCGACGCGCCUGCGGCCCAGGAGAGUCUCCCUCAGCAACAGACAAACCCCGCUGCUGGCACAGAGACCAAACCCAAAACGGACGACACUACCACCACCACCAAGAAAGACAAAGAUCCCUGGGCGGCUGCUGGCAAGGGCGGACCGAGCGAGAAAUGGGAGCCAGCACCUUGGACGCCGAGUGCGGCCCGGCGGUGAUCGACCUUUUUUUUUUUUUUAAAGAAAAAAAGAAAAAAACAAUAAGAAAAACAUCUUCGUGUUCCUGGGGUGAAAUAUCGUGUCUGGGAAAAGUAGCGCCUCGA
Aspergillus candidus is the source of this 830-nucleotide messenger RNA. RefSeq lists its product as uncharacterized. The record is from RefSeq and is a predicted model, not a curated record. Lineage: Eukaryota; Fungi; Ascomycota; Eurotiomycetes; Eurotiales; Aspergillaceae. The transcript has 3 exons. Gene Ontology annotation, biological process: mitochondrial respiratory chain complex I assembly. Gene Ontology annotation, cellular component: membrane. Bases 97 to 726 code for a protein of 209 amino acids.